UAUUGAUUUCUUAUAGCGUAGGGUCAUCAUUCAAAUUUAAGUACAAACAAGAUGAAGACUUCACGUAUUUGUUUAAUCUUACUACCGAUAUUGGUAGUUCAGAUUUCAUCAUCUGAAAUUAGUGAACUAGAUAAAUUAUUAAACAAGAUUAAAUCAUCUGCGUUUGAGACUGCAGCAGCACCUUUCCAAGAUAUACUAAAUGAAAUACAAACGAAUCCAGAUUUAAAUUUUUUCUUGAAAGAAUAUGUACAUAAAGUAAAAAGAGUUAUGGAAGAUACCCAGGAGGGUUUGUUUAAUUUGUUACCAAAAGAAGAGAGGCAAAAAACGGAAAAAAUUCUUGGAUACUCGUCACUUUAUGCAUCAUCAGCAUUUUCGAGAGCAGCAAAAGGUGUAACCUAUGUAAUGAACACAUCUUUUGAUACAUUACCGAAUGAUAUUAAAACCAAAUUAAUUGAAUUAGGAAACGAAAUUAAUGACUCUCUAAGGAAAAUGAAGGUUACCAUUGAAAAUAAUUCAAAAACAUCACAAAAAAAUCCCAAAUGUACUAUUUUCAGGGAAUACAUUUUGACAAUUUAUUCGUUCGACUUCACUGCUAAGAUGAAGACAUCAUAUUUUUUCGGUUUCCUAAUAUCGGCAUUAGUGGCCCAGAUUUCAUCUGCGGAGCUUAGUGAGCCUACUGAGCUUGAUAAAAUGGCAGCGAACCUAAUGCAUUCUUUGGUUAACGUUGUAGAAAUACCAUAUAGAAAAUUGGAAAAUAUCAUUAAUCCAUCGGCAGCUAGUGGAAAAAAAGAACCAUUUUUAAAAGAUAUCAUAGCCAAAAUUAACCGGAAGAAAGAAGAAAUUGAAAAGGCCUACUUGGAAUCACUAUCACCAGAAGAAAAAGAAUUGACAAAGAAGAAAUUAAUCGAACAUGCCAAUAGUUCGCAAAGAGUAGCUAAUGCAAUUCGGGAUGUUAGUAAAGCGGCCAAGUUGAUGAUAAAUACAUCUUUCGACAACCUACCAAAACAUUUCCAGAACAAAUUAUUUGAUUUGGGAAAAGAAUUCAUUAAUAUUUUAAAUAAAAUAAAGGCAUAAUCUAAAAAUAGACCUCAAACUGAAGAAAAUAGACAACUCUACGGAAUCAAAAAGUAUUUGUAAAGAUUAAUGAACUAUGUCGUCAAUAUUAUAGAACCAAUUCAAAUUACCUAUGACUAAUGAAUAUUUAUGCAUAUUUUAACAUCGUUUUAUUUAUUUACCUACAUAUAUUUUCAUCUAAUCUUCAUCGUAAUUUAUAACGAAUUAAAAACAUUAAAAUAUAACACUAUUAUAUUGUAA
Messenger RNA from Rhopalosiphum padi (bird cherry-oat aphid), 1314 nucleotides. RefSeq lists its product as uncharacterized. The record is from RefSeq and is a predicted model, not a curated record. The transcript has 8 exons. The coding region runs from base 52 to 1074 and encodes 340 amino acids. Lineage: Eukaryota; Metazoa; Arthropoda; Insecta; Hemiptera; Aphididae.